AUGGGUAUUUGUUAAACGUAAGUUAAGAAAAAUCAAGCAGAUCCAAAAUUUAUGAUCAAUAAUAAAGUUGAUAAAAUAAAGAAUGAAUUCAGUGCUACUUAAGAUACAAGAUAUAAAGCUCCUGGAAGUUUGUAAACAAAUAGUUUAAAAUAAAUCAAUUCACCUAAAUCAACAGGAUAUCUAGUGCCAAGAUGUCAAUAAACUAAAGCAGGACUGAUGAAAUUAGCAGGAUAAAUCUCAAAUUCUCCAUAGCCUGGACAAGUUCUUAUUCUUGAAAUGAGUGCUUCUAAAAAAUAUUCAUUAAUGAAGAAACUAAAAGGAUAAGAUGUAAAAUAUAGAUUGAUAAUUAAAGGCUAAACAAAUAUUGUCUAAUAAUAAGACUGGAAUAAUUGUAGAAAUGGAAUCUUUUUUAAAAGAAUAAGAAGAAUCAUUAUAAUAUGUGAAAUGGUUAUAAAAAGCUUAAUUAGUAUAAUCUUUUCAUUUAUAACAUAGGAUCAUCCUAAUCUCAAUCGUAUCCUUGAAAUAUAUCAAGAUUAAAAUGCUUAUUAAGUUAUUUAUGAAUUUUUCGAUGGAAAAUCAUUGUCAGAUCUUGUAUCAGAAGAUAAACGAAUUUCUACUACAUAAAUAACCCAGAUUAUGGAAUAGAUAAUCUCUAUUAUUUCAUAUUUACAUUCUUUAAAUCUCACUCAUGGAAAUCUGACUCUUGACUCAUUUUAAUUUAAAAGAAACAAAAAUGAAAUUCUUAUAAAAUUAAUUGAUCUAAAAAAAGUAAAAAUAAAAGACUUUGAAUCUAUAGAAGUCUUAAAAUUUAUGUCGCCUGAAUGCUUAAAUCAUCCAAAUAAUUAUACUACAGCUAGAGAUGUUUGGGCUUUGGGAAUGAUUUGCUAUGCUCUUACAUAUGGAAAUUUACCAUAUACUUUCCAAUAAAAUUGUGAUUAUUCUUAAACUUUAUCAAUUAUUAGAAUGACUACAAUCCAAUUUAACGAACCAGAUUCAUAGAUAACUUAGUUUAUUAAGAAAAUGUUAGUUCAUCAUUCAAAAACAAGAAUUACUUUAAGUCAACUAUAAUAAGAGCAAUUCUUAAAGGAGAAUAAAGUCAAAUUGCAAUCACCAUAAGAAGUCUUAUUGAAUAAUACUAAAUUAGCUAAACCAUGUUGUAUUCUUUAAGAAAUGAUACUUUGUUAUUUUGUAUAGGAAUUUAACUGGGAAGAAUAUAUUUAAAUUUAAAAGUUAUUUUCUGAAGGAGAUUAAGAUAUGGAUGGAUAUUUAAGGAAAGAAGAAUUAUCAAAUUUGUACAAGUAAUAUCUUAAUGAACCUAAUCCAUAAGUUUUGGCUGAUCAAAUAUUUUUACAAUAUGAUAUUAAUCAAGAAAAUGGAAUAAAUAAUUAAUAAUUUUUAUCAUUGGCUUCUAGUAGAGAUAUAAUAUUAACUUAAAGGAAUAUUGAAAUAGGUUUCUAGAUUUUAUCAGCAAAUAAAAAAGAAAUUACUCUUAAAGGCUUAAAAAGACAUUUUAAUUCUGAUUCUGAUGAAUUAAUUGAUGAAUUUAUUCGUAUUACGAAUGAAGAAAAGAUAGUAUUUAUUUAAUCUUAUUUUUAGUUAACUCUUAAACAAUUUUAAAAGCUACUUCAAUUGCUUAUUUGA
Paramecium sonneborni is the source of this 1641-nucleotide messenger RNA. The record is from the annotation of a GenBank genome assembly. NCBI's taxonomy places the organism in Eukaryota, Ciliophora, Oligohymenophorea, Peniculida, Parameciidae.